Messenger RNA from Corylus avellana, 1455 nucleotides. RefSeq names its product exopolygalacturonase-like. Gene Ontology annotation, molecular function: polygalacturonase activity. NCBI's taxonomy places the organism in Eukaryota, Viridiplantae, Streptophyta, Magnoliopsida, Fagales, Betulaceae. Gene Ontology annotation, biological process: carbohydrate metabolic process. The record is from RefSeq and is a predicted model, not a curated record.
AUGAGUUUAGAAUUGAAUGUUGCUACAAUAUCAUUGCUAUUGCUAUUAGCAUCCACUGCCAAUGCCGCCACUGGAAAAGCCGCCACUCCUGGCAAAGCCGCUCCUACCAAAACCGCCGCUCAUGUCUUUGAUGUGAAAAGUUAUGGAGCAAAACCUAAUAGAGAUAUCACCCAGGCUGUGACAAAAGCUUGGAAUGAUGCAUGUGCAUAUUCAGGCUCGAGUAAAGUUGUAGUUCCAGCAGAAACAUACAGGGUGGGCACAGUAAAUUUUCUUGGCCCAUGCAAGGGUCCUAUAGAGUUUAAUGUUCUAGGCAGCAUACAUUCCCCAGGAGACCCCAAAUACUUCAAGGGGGAUAGUUGGAUUAGUUUUGUACAUAUCGAGCACUUAACAGUGUCAGGCAACGGAGAUUUUGAUGGCCAAGGAGGAACUGCUUGGGGUAGAAGUGGCUGUUCCAAAAAUAGCUAUUGUGUCCAUCUUCCCAUUAGCCUACGGUUCGACUAUGUCAUCAAUUCAAUAGUUCGAGACAUAACAUCAACUAACAGCAAACAAUUCCACAUCAAUGUCUUUGGGUGCCAAAAUCUUACAUUCGACCAUGUUACCAUCAAAGCACCUCAAAACAGCCCCAACACAGAUGGAAUUCACAUCGGACGUUCAACCAAUAUUAAGGUGAUUAAUUCAAAGAUUUCAACUGGUGAUGAUUGUGUCUCCCUCGGUGACGGUUCCCGUAAUAUACUUAUCGAGGGAGUCAUGUGUGGACCUGGCCAUGGUAUCAGCAUAGGAAGUCUUGGUAAGUACCAUAAUGAGGAGCCUGUGAUUGGGAUAAGAGUUAUUAGCUGCACUCUUACAAACACACAGACUGGCGUGAGAAUCAAAACAUGGCCAGAUUCUUAUCCUGGUGCUGCCUCUGAUAUGCAUUUUGAGAAUAUUGUCAUGAAAAACGUCGACAAUCCUAUUCUCAUAGACCAAGGGUACUGCCCAUGGCAUCAAUGCAAAUCACAGCUUCCUUCUAAUGUCAAGAUCAGCGAUGUUACCUUCACGAACAUAACAGGAAGUUCUCGGACAAAAGCGGCUGUGCAGAUUAUUUGCAGUAGUACACAACCGUGUCAGAAAGUGAAGCUUCGUGACAUAGACCUCAAACACAAAGGAAUAGAUGGCUCUACAGCUAUAUCCCGAUGUAUUAAUGUCGAUCCCAUUAUUAGUGGCUUCCAGAAUCCUCCUCCUUGCACCCACAACACACUUGAGAAGAAACCCUAAUUAGUUGCUUGCUAGCUAAGCUAGUUUAAGUAUACCACCGAACCAGCAAUUUGUUUUUCUUUACGAAAUUAUGAAAUGCUUGAGUUUCAAUCUUAAUUUUAUUCUCCCCCAAGAGAAACUAGAGGAAUUAUGCUUGGAAAUUUGGCCUUUUUGAAAAGAGACAUGCAGAUGUAACCUAUUUAAUUUACUACUUUUCCUAGC